CAAAAAGAAGGGCCCGGAAAUGCCGAAAAAUUUGAGACCACCUACGUCAACCAGUGCUUACGGGCGCAUUGGGCUGGUGCCGGAAUCGGACGAUUCGCUCCACAGCCAGGAAGUGGAACCCCAGGUGACGGAGGCAUCGCUGGAGAUAUGGCGUACGCUUCCGGCUGCCAUCCGCCAGGACCCGAGCCUGGCAUCUUUUCGGCAGGAGCACGAGCGAUUACACGGUACCGAAGAUGAUCCACUCCCGAACGAAGACGUCUCAGCGGACGAUGGUGAAGAUAACAACAGCAAAGAGUUCAUCACAAUCAAGGUCACCAAUCCGGACACAUCGGUCGAGGAUGGCAAAACAACCGCCGCCGUGGAGCAGUGUGAAAAGAAUGGCCAAAACGUGACGACCGAUGGUGAAGGUGACGACGGUCACGAGACGACGAUGGGUGGCCACCAUGAGCAUGGUAAGCUGUUCAGUUAUGUGAAGGUUGGCACACUGCUAGUCGUAUGGCUGGUCUUCACUGGCUUCCUGAUGUCGAAGCACGAGAAAGAACUCACCCCACGGCAACUGUCCGUGCCGGAAGGAUCCUAUCGGACAUACAUUUUGCCCGAACCAUCUCCGGGGUCUCGGAUUGGAAUUAAUCUAAAAGGUGCCUUUCUUAGUGACCAACAACACAACAACACGAGCACAUACGUGUCAGUAAACCUGCAGCUGCUCUACCUACCUAGCAAUAACUCCAAUAUGAGCUUCUUCCCGGAACACGACGUAAAGUACACGGAGAACAUCACGAAUGUCUGGCUGGUACCUAUACCGAGCUCGCUCGAUGCAAUCGAUCAGAUGGAUGAGAUGACGCGCAAGCACGUGUUCGACAUUGGUCCCGUGAACCAUCAGAAGGUGACGAGCGGGAAAGCGGUCGUGCGGGUACGGAUGUCCUCCAAUCUAGACGGUGACUUCCCGACCAAGUUCACCUACGAUCCAACGCCGAUGGACACCGAGACGGGCGUUAUCUAUGCCGCGAUCGUACUGCUCGGUCUGUACGUGUUAAUCAUAUGGGAGAUAGUGCACCGCACGUUUGCGGCCAUCAUCGCUUCAACGCUUGCCAUCGGUGUACUGGCAGCCAUGAACGAGCGUCCCAGCAUGCCGAAGUUGAUCUCCUGGAUCGAUGUCGAAACGCUGCUGCUCUUGUUCGGCAUGAUGAUCUUGGUGGCUAUCCUGUCCGAGACGGGUAUCUUCGAUUACUUGGCCGUGUAUGCGUACCAGGUGACGAACGGUAAGGUGUGGCCACUGAUCAACUGCCUGUGCAUCUUUACCGCGAUACUGUCCUCGUUCCUGGACAACGUAACGACCGUGUUGCUUAUGACUCCGGUAACGAUACGAUUGUGUGAGGUGAUGGAAUUAAAUCCGGUGCCGGUGUUGAUGUCGAUGGUGAUCUACUCGAACGUCGGCGGUACACUAACACCCGUUGGUGAUCCACCAAACGUCAUCAUCGCGUCCAAUAGUCAUAUUGCAAAAAAUGGAGUCAAUUUCGCCACCUUUACGCUGCACAUGGCCAUACCGAUCUUCUUCGUCAUGAUCACGACCUACUUCCAGCUGCGCAUGAAGUUCAAAAACAUCAACGAUCUGCGCUUCAGCGAACCGCAGGAUGUGCAGGAAAUCCGCCACGAGAUUGCCGUGUGGCAGCGUGCAGCCGCUUCUCUAUCGUCCUACUCCAAGGAUGAAGAUUUGGUGCGCGAAACGCUCCUCAAGAAGGUUAAUCGGUUGUCACGUUCGCUCAAGAAGAAGCUCGUCACCGGUUCGGUACCCGUGGAGAGCUACAAGGCAACGCUGGAAGAGAUGAAACGAAAGUACCCUAUUCGAAGCAAGACACUGCUGGUAAAGUCUGCCAUUACUCUCGCGUUCGUGAUCACGUUCUUCUUCCUGCAUUCGGCACCGGAUAUACAGAAGCUAUCGCUCGGCUGGACUGCCCUGCUCGGUGCGCUGCUACUUCUGAUUCUGGCUGAUCGGGAGGACAUUGAAUCGGUGAUUGCGCGUGUUGAAUGGUCCACACUGCUGUUCUUUGCCGCGCUGUUCAUCCUGAUGGAAGCGUUAGCCGAGCUGGGACUGAUCGAUUGGAUCGGUAAACAGACGGAAAACGUGAUCUUGUCCGUGUCCGAAGAAUCUCGACUGGCUGUAGCCAUCCUUAUCAUCUUAUGGGUAUCUGCAUUCGCAUCCGCUUUCGUUGACAAUAUUCCUCUUACCACGAUGAUGGUAAAGAUUGCCAUCGGUCUUGCUGAAAAUGAAGCGCUAGAUCUGCCCCUACAACCACUCGUAUGGGCACUGGCGUUAGGAGCUUGCUUAGGAGGUAAUGGAACUCUUAUUGGAGCCUCCGCCAACGUUGUAUGUGCCGGUGUUGCUGAGCAGCACGGAUAUAGGUUUACCUUUAUAGAAUAUUUCAAGGUCGGUUUCCCAGUGAUGGUCGGUAGCGUGAUCGUCUCUACAAUCUACCUAAUGUUUGCACACGUCGUCUUCACCUGGCACUAG
Anopheles marshallii is the source of this 2509-nucleotide messenger RNA. RefSeq names its product P protein-like. The record is from RefSeq and is a predicted model, not a curated record. The transcript is spliced from 11 exons. Gene Ontology annotation, biological process: transmembrane transport. Gene Ontology annotation, cellular component: membrane. Lineage: Eukaryota; Metazoa; Arthropoda; Insecta; Diptera; Culicidae. The coding region runs from base 20 to 2509 and encodes 829 amino acids.